AAUGAUUUUAAUUUUUAUGUGAAAACGGGACUGGAAUUCUUUUUCAAAUUUGGCUAUGCCUUCCUGAUCAUAACGUUAAUGAUAAUGAUAUGGAUGUCCUUGGCGCGAGCAUCAAUGCACAUGCAUGAAAUGGAUGAAAUGCGCUAUCCACCAUGCACACAGAAUGCGCUUUGUACGUGUUCAAAAUCAUCGACAGAUCUGGGCAUAGUGCAUUGCAAGGAUGUGCCAUUUCCGGCCCUACCUAAAAUGGUGAACGAAUCGAAGGUCUUUAUGUUGCACAUGGAAAAUACGGGUUUGCGCGAAAUUGAACCGUACUUUUUGCAAUCGACGGGCAUGUAUCGAUUAAAAAUAUCGGGCAAUCAUUUAACGGAAAUACCUGACGAUGCUUUUAUGGGACUGGAACGUUCGCUCUGGGAACUAAUAUUGCCGCAAAACGAUCUUGUAGAGAUACCAUCAAAAUCAUUUCGUCAUUUACAGAAAUUGCGUCAUCUUGAUCUAGGCAAUAAUCACAUAACACAGGUUCAACAUGACUCAUUUCGUGGCCUCGAAGACUCGCUACAAACGCUUAUUUUACGCGAUAAUUGUAUUUCCAUGUUGAUGGCACACAGCUUCUCGGGUCUACUCAUUUUAGAAACAUUGGAUUUGAGUGGCAACAAUCUGUUUGAAAUUGAUCCUAAUGUCUUUGUGGAUGGUAUGCCUCGCUUAACCAAGCUGUUGCUGACCGAUAAUAUCCUUUCCGAGAUACCAUAUGAUGCGCUUGGACCGUUGAAAAGUUUGCGAACCCUGGACAUAUCGCACAAUGUGAUAUGGUCCUUGAGUGGCAAUGAUACGUAUGACAUUAAAUCCGCCACAAAGCUUAAUUUGGACAAUUUGCACUUGGAAUACAAUCAUAUUUAUAUGUUGCCACCAAAUUCCUUUAAGAAUUUUGAUAUUGUGAACAGAACAUUCUUCGAUGGUAAUCCAAUACAUACGCUUAGGGAGGACGCGUUCAAACCUGCAAAAAUACGUGAGAUCUAUAUGCGCUACUGUGGGCUCACGAAUAUCUCACCAGUGGCGUUCGAUAGCUUGGUCAAUAGUCUGCAAAUAUUGGAUUUGUCGGGCAAUAAUUUAACUCAUUUGCAUCAUAAACUGUUCAACAAUUUCGAUGUGCUAAGAGUUAUUAGCCUGCGUGAUAACAAAAUUAAAAUUGAACAACCGUUGGAGACUUUUAAUGCCAUGCAAUAUACCUUACUCAAAUUGGACUUAAGCGGCGAUAAGAACGAUCCAACGAAUCUACAAACGCUACGCAAUAUGACCAGAAUGCGGAAUAUGCGCUCGCUGUCAAUGUCGCGCAUGGGUAGCGCUACCUCAAUAGGUCCGGAUGAUUUCAAGGAUUUCGGUGUGGAAUUAGAGGAUUUGCAAAUCACGCGCGCCACACUCGCUACUAUACAAUCGCAUGCUUUUAAACAUGUACGUGGGCUUAAGCGCUUGGAUUUUAGUGAGAAUGGCAUACAAACGAUUGAGAAUGAUGCAUUUCAUGAGAUUGGUCACUCCUUAAUAUCAUUAAAAAUUUCACAUGGCUUCACAGGCGCAGCAUUACCUGCUGAUCCAUUACGGCAUUUAACCUCACUACAAGAACUGGAUUUCAGUAACAACAAAAUAACUAGCAUGAGUGAUACUAGUUUUCAUUUCUUGAAAAAUUUACGACUACUGGAAUUACACGACAAUCGCAUCGAACAGGUCAUGAAGGGCACAUUUCAGGGUGAUAUACACUCGAAGUUGGAAGAGAUAUCUUUGCGUUUUAAUCAUUUAGCCCAAAUAUCACAACACACGUUCUUUGAUCUAGAGGCUUUACGUAAACUGCAUUUGGAUGAUAAUAAAAUUGAUCGUGUCGAACGAAGAGCUUUUAUGAACUUGGAUGAAUUGGAGCACUUGAGCUUGCGCGGCAACAAAUUAAAUAACCUCGCUGAGGAAUCCUUCCAGGUAUGAAUACAGAUUGCUUUGAUAACAAAUAACCGCAAUAAAAUAGGUAUUUAGCAAAUAAUAUAGAAAAAAUGGCUGUCUUCCGUUUA
Messenger RNA from Rhagoletis zephyria (snowberry fruit fly), 2051 nucleotides. Its product is annotated as chaoptin. The record is from RefSeq and is a predicted model, not a curated record. Lineage: Eukaryota; Metazoa; Arthropoda; Insecta; Diptera; Tephritidae. Gene Ontology annotation, molecular function: protein binding.